AUGAAGCCUAAGCCUCAAAUUGAGACCAAUAAUGUGUUCGAUAUCUUGCAGAAAGCAAGUUAAAAUCUGAAGACAUAAAAAUUGGAUCUCAUUAAUUCUGUUAGAAACAUGUCUACUAAAUCAAAUUCAAAUGGCAAUAUAUUUGGGAAAGAAUUCUUAAAGCAACAAUUUUGUAGGGAGAACCAACAAAANUUACCAUUUCUAAUCUAAAUUAACAUUUAAUCGUCCUCAAAAUACAAAUUAGUUUGA
Messenger RNA from Paramecium primaurelia, 249 nucleotides. The record is from the annotation of a GenBank genome assembly. Lineage: Eukaryota; Ciliophora; Oligohymenophorea; Peniculida; Parameciidae.